CUUCUUCCGUACCUCGUCGAUACUACGGCCAAGUGCCUUUACAAAAUAAACCUGACGAAGGCGCCAUAUGAGACUAUGAGUGGAUUACUCGGAUUCAGAAGCACGGCCUUCCAAAGUUUGGUUCAAGCCCCUCUUCAUCUUGAUCUGGCAGGCUCAGCUUCUUCUGCUUAAUCCUUUCUCGGUCGUCAAUAUGCCGAUGCCCACUCAUUGGAGGCUCCAAUCGUACUUCUGGUCUGCUUUAAAAAUGCCCUGUAAUCACAAGGAGCGUUCAAAGGGAGGUUUCAGCGCUUCAGCUCCAAAGCUUGCCGGGCUCGGAUCUCUCGGCUUUUUAGAAUCAUUCGCAUAGGGGAAAGCUGCGAAUCCUGACUGGAAGUUGACGUUUCUGAAUGCUGCAACACACUCUGUAUCAGGAGCAAUGACGGGCAAAGGCACAACGCGACGACAGACUCAAUACUGCUCGUGUGCUUUUUCUGUCGUUCGCAUGUCAACUGAUCAUCUGUUCAGAUGGAACCAUGCAGCAGGGUAAGCUCAAAGUGUACUGAGGCAAAACAUCCUUUCUAGCCAUGUCGAGUCGUUGGUUAUCUAGCCGGUUCUGGAAACCUAUCACCCUUCGUGGUACCUGUUGUCCAUGCGAAUUGUGUUCUUGUAUCUCGGGACUGCGCCACUGUGCCAGUAGAAGGUACCCCAGAGGAAGGCGAAAAGAGGCAUAUUCUAGUCCUCGACGUCGUACAAAGGAAUGACUGACCGCUUGAAUCCUCUCAUCUUCAAACUCGUAAAGCUUCCAUUACCAGCAAGAGGCAAAAAGUGGACAAAGGAGAGAAACUCUCGUUAUCAUUUAUAGCACGUUUUUGUCCCACGUAUAUUCUCUGUUCCUGAGGGCCAAAACAGAGAAUUUAUAUAAGCACACCUCAAAUUAUGCUGGCUCGACUCGCUCUUCACGAGAAUUCCACAUGCGUUCGUUCUCCCUACUCAGUCUGCCAUUCGUUUUGUCACCGCUGGCAUAUGUGUCUGCCAUACCCGACAAGAUUCACGGUGUUAACUUGGGUUCAUGGCUUGUACUUGAACCAUGGAUGCUACCUGCAGAGUGGCUCUCCAUGGGUGGAGAGGAUUGCGCGAAUUGCCAGGACUGCAUACGCGACGAAUUUUCACUAGCGAAAGCUAAUCCGAACACAGUCGACAGCAAAUUCGACAAGCACUGGACGACAUGGUUCAAUCAAGCCGAUGUCGACCAGAUGAUCAGUCUUGGGAUCAAUACCGUUCGGAUUCCGCUUGGUUAUUGGAUAGUUGAGCAGUUGGUAGAUCGAAGGACCGAGCAUUUCCCCCGCGGUGGCCUUGCACAGUUACGCCGUGGUGCCGCUCAGCUAAAGGAGGCCGGUAUCGAGAUCAUUUUAGACCAUCACGCUCUUCCUGGCGUACAAGAUCCUAAUCAAAUGUUCACCGGAAGAUGCACUACAGACGUUCAGUUCUAUACCGAUGGGAAUUAUCAACGAGCCUUGACAUGGACGGCCGUGAUGACUGCGCUCGCGCAUACCGACCCCGUAUUUAGCACCGUGUUCGCAAUUCAAGCCGUCAAUGAGCCCAUAAUGGAUGCAAGUAUGACACCUGGAUACGGUGAAUUCCAGAAGAACUUCGUCAAGACGAUACGACUCGUCGAAUCUACUCUCGGAAUCCACACGUUCGAGCCCGCUAUAGCCGGAUUGUCGUUCUCGAAUCUUGACCUCCCAACUGCUUUCACUCAGGUUGCCUCGAAUAAUUCGUUGCGAUCCGAGUUUCCGAAACAGGUCCUACAAGCAGUGGCAGAGGCAGCUCCGAUUAUCAUGGAAAUCACUCGUGAUAUAAUCAAGGACAACAGCAUACUUCAACUUGUGAGCAAUAACGCCAAUGGUCGGCAGCCUUUUAUCACCAACUUCAUGGAUGUUAAUUGGCAGAAUAAUAAUCCAGCCAACCCAGCGGAUGCUGCGAUCGGUCCAAUUGGAUUCGACAACCAUCUGUACUAUAGUUUCGGGGGAGUCGCGGAUCCAAACCCAGAUGCCUACCUCGCUAGCAUUUGCAAUCUCAAGCGAGUUGAGGCGGACGCUGCAUUGAGGAAUACCCCUCUUUGGUUUGGAGAAUGGGGACUUCCCACUGAAUUCAACGCAACGGACGAUUUUCUGCAUAAAUGGGCUGACGCGCAGAAGAUCGCGUACAGCAAAGGGAAAGGAUGGAUCUUCUGGAACUUCAAGAUUGAGAUAUCCCGUGAAGCUGGGGAUCUUGCGCGACAAUGGUCUUAUUUCGAAGGUGUCAGACGUGGAUAUCUCACCAGGGAUCCUGCACAGAUAAAGGAUCCUCAUGUUUGUGACCCGUUUAUCCAGAAAUGA
Molecule: messenger RNA, 2357 nt
Organism: Marasmius oreades (fairy-ring Marasmius)
Lineage: Eukaryota; Fungi; Basidiomycota; Agaricomycetes; Agaricales; Marasmiaceae
Exons: 17
Coding region: 951-2357 (468 amino acids)
Biological process (GO): glucan catabolic process
Cellular component (GO): cell surface; extracellular region
Molecular function (GO): beta-glucosidase activity
Source: RefSeq, a predicted model, not a curated record